UGUUCUCAAAUCGACAAUUUUUUUUAUCGGCGUGUGCGAUACGCUUACAAUACCAUCACUAACUAUUGUCAAAAACAAAAAUUAUUUUGCGUUUCCGAGGCAGUCUGUUUAUUUUUUGAAAUGGCCGAUCCCAACGUACCCAGGGGAGCUUUAAGUUUGCAGAAUGUGCUGAAGUAUACGGUGCAGCACCACGAUCCGAAUCCAAAUGCGGAAAUUCCAAAGUUGGACGAAACAGCAGAUGUUGAGCGCACUCAAUUUUUGGCCAAUGCCCUAAAUGCCCUGACAGUGGAUGCCGUGGCUAUUAUGAAAGAAGCUUUGUUCAUACUGGACAGUCCUCAGGCCAGCACAGACGACCAGAUCGAAAGCCUAGACGUCAUACGGAGCCACAUCGACGACAUCGACAAUGCCAUAUCCCUGGUGAAGCUGGGCGGAACAGCAACGCUACUUCGCUACAUAGCACCUGGAGUGGACAACGAAGUUCGCUCCUCGGCCCUCAACACGGUGGCUGAGGUGGCCCAAAACAAUGUGUUUUGCCAGAACGCCCUCGUAAACGAUAAAUUCCUUCCUGUCCUUCUAAAGAACUUGAGCGAUGCCGAUCAAAAUAUAGUUCGGUGUUCCUUGUACGCGAUAUCAACGCUGAUUCGAAACUUUGAGCCCGGAUACAUUGAGUUCAAGCGAAUCAAUGGUAUCAGCGCUUUGAUAGGCUGCCUAAAAAUUGCUAAUGUAAACGUAUUCGUAAAAGCUGCGUUCCUUAUUGCAUCUUUAAGCUCAGCCGACCAGUCAGUCAGAGAUGAUUUUCUAAAGGAAGACGUAUUUCCGGUGCUGGUGGAAAACCUAUCACCCGUUGAAGACUUUGAUAUCAAAAUAGAAACCACUCUUUUCGCACUGUCAUCACUUUCACGGGAAUCAGACCUGAAACUUUCGACCGAUAGGCGCGAGGAAAUUCUGUCUACCCUCCAACAAAUCAUUUCCAAGAACAAACAGUCCGAGACUUGUGAAGACAUGGUUAAUCAUGCAAGAAAUAUUGUGGACAACUUAAAUGCACGUUAAGGGCUAAUCAAAUAAGUUUUCACGUUAAAUGUAGGAUAAAUAAAAUGAGUUUCGAAAGUAUAUCUAAUUUACAAAACUUUUAGGAAAACA
Messenger RNA from Drosophila biarmipes, 1140 nucleotides. RefSeq lists its product as uncharacterized. Lineage: Eukaryota; Metazoa; Arthropoda; Insecta; Diptera; Drosophilidae. The transcript is spliced from 5 exons. The record is from RefSeq and is a predicted model, not a curated record. Bases 121 to 1050 code for a protein of 309 amino acids.